Molecule: messenger RNA, 3373 nt
Organism: Centropristis striata (black sea bass)
Lineage: Eukaryota; Metazoa; Chordata; Actinopteri; Perciformes; Serranidae
Gene: sp100.1
Product: SP110 nuclear antigen, tandem duplicate 1
Exons: 16
Coding region: 330-2222 (630 amino acids)
Biological process (GO): humoral immune response; regulation of transcription by RNA polymerase II
Cellular component (GO): cytoplasm; nucleus
Molecular function (GO): DNA binding; DNA-binding transcription factor activity, RNA polymerase II-specific; protein binding
Source: RefSeq, a predicted model, not a curated record
AACAGAAAAAAGCUUUGUGGGCAGAUCCACGGCGGAGGAAGUGUGACCGGACAUGCAGGAAUUCUGCUCUUUUUAAAUCUGCAGCUUGUUUUUAUUUCUGACACGGUCCGGUGAACUUGUUGAUGCUCGUUUGUUGCAUUCACUGACCCUGCCAGUUCAUGUAAAGAAGAACCACUGCAUGAUAAACCCAAGGAGGAAGCCUCUCUGGAGCACUGAUAUUUAGUGCCACAGUUUGGAUGUAACACCCAGAGGCCUCAGUAUUCGGACUUUGCUGUCUCUCGGGGCCUGUUUGUUGCAGAGCAGAGUGGGUAUCUGCACACUGAGCAGCGAUGGACCCGGCUACUUUCUGGCUGGACGAUGAGGAGCUGCUGCGGUUUUUCCACCGACAUAAAACAGAAAUGUCCUGCAUGGAGAACCCGCACACCUUUCUAAGCCAGCUCAGGGAUCACGACCUGGUCCCAGAGGACAGAUAUAAGAAGGUGAGUCGCAUGAAGAGUAAAGACAACUUGAAGAAAGGUCUUUAUGAGAUUCUGGAACGGUUGGAGAAGGACCGGCCUCAGCUCAUUAAAUUGUUCUGGACCUGCGUCUUCAAGGAGACCAUCAUGAACCAUUACCCCGCCCUGCGACUGAUGCGCAACAGCCUCAUGGACGGGUCUUUCCAUUUUGACAUGAAAGCGUCUGAGAAGACGGAAACAGAAGAGACGGAGGGAGGGAAAAGCAAGGAGCUUUCAGACGAUGAAGAGGGAGAGGAGCAGCAAGCAAAACCUGUGAAAAAGAAGAGAAAACGGAAAGUGUGCGGUGAUAAAGAGGAGCAGGCUGGUCCAUCAUCUAAGAUGACUCCAGUGAAAAAGUCCAAGAAGAUAAGCUUCUCUUCUCCUCGGAAAGGAGAGAAUAACGACAUUUGGACCUGGCCCCUCUAUAAGCUCCAGCUGCCUGUGACCUGUGGAGACCAGAAGGGCAUGCUGCACAGAGGCAGACUGGCUGCUGGGGAGAAGUGCAUUGUGGCCGACAAGCAGUGGUUUACGCCCAAUGAAUUCCAGAGAUUUGGGGGGAAGGAGAGCGCAAAGAACUGGAAGUUGAGCAUUCGAUGUAAGGGAACCCCGCUGGCAAAACUAAUACAGGAAGAUCACCUGAAAGUAGGACAGUACAAAGGAGGGUGUAAAAAUGUCAAGAGAUCUCUGUUCAGAACUGUUCAUUUAAUCACAGUAUCUGACGGAGAAGAAGAUGAAGAUGAAGAUGAAGAUGAGGACUCUGACCUGAACAAGGAAGACCAGGUUUCUUCAAGUAAAGAAAGUUUUAUAGAUGACUCAGAUGAAGAAGAAGAGACGGAGGAGCAGACAGAGCAGCAGCCAGGAGUCAGCCACGACAGCAAGAAGACGGUUUUCAAAAUUACGUGUGGAGCUUUAGCCGCCACCCUCCACAAGAAGCGCUUUGCAUCAGGAACCAAAGGGAAAAGUAUCCGUACUGAAACAAGCUGGAUGAGCCCAGUGGAGUUUGUAAAGGAGGCGUCUCUAUCCACAGAUGCCUCCUGGAGGAAAGACAUCCAGUGUGAAGGGGAACCACUCAGUGUCCUCAUAGAGGCAAAAAUCUUGGAUUUUCACUCUCUGCUGUGUGAUUGCAGUAUCUGCAAACCAGACAGUGAAGACCUGGAGAAUCAGAAAAACGAUGAUGAGUGUUGCACCUGUAAAGGUGAAGAUGAAGAAGAAGAGUUGGUGGAGUGUGAUCACUGCCCUCGCUCCUUCCACAAGAAAUGUCACCUGCCUCAUGUAGGAGACACCAUUUUAGGGGACAGCAGCCCAUGGAUGUGUACGUUCUGUGUAUUAAAAACCACUCAGGGGUAUCUUUACUUGGAUGAAGUGGAAAGAGAAGCAGCCAUGUCUCGCCAGAUAUCCCAACGCAUGCUGCAAUGCCAGUAUCUCCUUCUGCGUCUGUGCACUGCUGAUGAGGAACAAAUAUUUACUUCAAACCCGUGCCAAUAUCUGACAAACUACUCCAAAAUCAUCAAGACUCCGAUGUGGCUGGGUAAAAUAGCAGACAAACUCCAGAGUGAGCACUACAAGACUGUCAGAGAGUUUGAGUCUGACGUCCAGCUCGUUUUUACCAACUGCGCUUUAUACAACCGGAACAAUGCUGAAUUCCUCGCCAUGGGCAAGAAACUGAAGGAGUUAUUUGACAAAGAAUUGAAUAAUGUGUUCAACAUCAGAGAACAGACCGACUGCUGAACAGUGUUCAGUUUACAGACUCAGUAGCUACAAUGAAAGAAGUUUAAAGAAAUAUGUCAAUAGACUAUACUCGUAUGUGGUUAAAAUAUCACAAAAUAACUGCUAAUCAAGUGAAACCAAUGAAUUAAGUCAGACAAAAAUGAUCCAGUUUAACUUUUCGCAUGUCAAAAUUAAAUUUAGAAAAUGACUGUGUUAAAACAUAGAGACAAAGUCAAAUGUUUACACAUGAAAGUCUGGAGACUGCACCAGGCUUGACACAACAUGAAAUCUGAUUAACUGCCUCAAGUGACAUAGUUUGAGGUAGUUUAAGUGAUGUCACUUGGGGCAGCGACGGUUAGAGCUAAAAACAAAACAUUUGAAAAUAAAAUAAUAUGGACGUAUAGAGUUGAUCUUGUCAGACCUCUUGAGUCUGCUCCUGAUUAUUUUUUUUUUGUUGUAGAUUAAAAAAGACGAUAACUAACUGUUUUUUAACUCUCCAUCCUGACAGUGUUAUCGAAGUGCAAUGCUGUAGUUAUUGCAGUUUAAGUAAUAAUAAAUAGUAGCAUAAUAAUUCUUCAAGAAUGAAUUCAAAAAUACUUUUGUCCUAUUUUUUAUAUUAUAUUUAUAUAUGUUAUCCCAUUAAUUUUUUUUUCAGUGUGUCCCUUCAGAAUGACAGAAAUAACCCAAGGGUUAAUAUUUUGAUUUUAUUUUUUGUUUCAUGGAUGGCAAAUCAUUUUAUAUGAAUAUAAGUAUUCAUUUUCAGUAAAAAGUUUUAAAAAACAAAAAGGUUUCUCCCAAUAAUCUCUUUUUUUUUAACCGUGUGUGUUUUCUGAUGUAAAAUUCCAUUUUUAUUUUUCAUUUAAAAUGUAUUUAACUAGGGAAGGCCUCAUUGCGUCCUGGCCAAGACACUAGUAGAAUUUUUAAAAGUUUCAGACAUACUACAUGUUACAGAUUUCACAUCCGAGCAAGAGCGUACAAAAAAAGACUGGUAUGUUUCAAAAUGAAUGUAUUUAUUAAAAAGUCAGUAUUUGAUUGUAUCUAAAGCUUCAUGCAAAAUGUCAAAUAUGAUUUUAAUGUCACUCAAGUAUUUCAAGUACAAUUAACCUGCACUUUCUGCCUUACUCUCUCUGAUCUGGAUGCCUGUUUUUAAAAUAAAAUACCACUACAAAUGU